CUCACAGCGCUUCCUGUGUUUACAUGCUAUGAUUCAAGCGAAAUGGAAUUGAUAGCUUAGAAAAACACUGAAUGUAUGCUUCUAAAUGUUAUUUUCUCUUGUCACGCUCUGUUUUUAAGCUUCCCUGAAGAAUCUCGAUAUGGAGAACCGUUGUUACGGCUGUGCGUCAAAGUUCACUCUCUUCAGAAAAGAGUUGGGGUGUAGAAACUGUGGCCAUUCUUUCUGCUCUGGGUGUCUGACAUUCAAUGUUGUGGUGCCAAAAUUUGGAAACAGCCAGCAGAAAGUCUGCAAACAGUGUUAUGGAAACUUAACCAGUUCAGGUAAGCAGACUGAUGCUGGAAGAUGGUCCCCACCUGAAAACUACAAAAAGCGAGUUGCUGCUCUUGAAGCCAAACAAGCUCCGCAGAAUCAGCCUUCAAGACCUGCGGGAGGAAAAAACAGCUCUGUGAGUCUGAUUUCAACCAGAGGACUCAGUAAAGAGGACCAGAUCAUCGCAGAACGACUCAACAAGCUGAGAGAGGAAACCAAGCCAAUGUUAUCAGAGUCCAUCCCGUCAGAGAAGGAGCUGGAGUCUCGUCUCGCUGCUUUAAAAGCCCCGCUUCAGUCCGUGCCGUCUGCUAAAGACAUGGAGGAGCGUCUGGCCGCGCUGCAGGGACGACCCUCGCCCGCUCAAGCCCCACGGCCUGUUCAUCAGCCGCCCGACAGCAGGACUCAGACGGAGCAGACCAAUGACCUGAUCUCACAGAUGACGGAAGAAGUUGCUAUUGAUAACCAGCAGACGUCUUCAGAGGAUACAGAAAGACCAUUAAACGAUCUCAAUAAACAAGAACUCUGGGGUGUGAAUAAGAACGUGGAUGACGGCGAGCUGUCAAUCAAACAGCUGGAGGCGGAGAAGAGGCGUGUGCUUGAGGAGGCCAUGCAGGAGCUGAAGAAAGACAAACACAACCAGCAGCAGAUGCUGGAGAUGAACAAGAGACUGGCUCUCCUGCAGGGACGAGAUCCUGAGCAGGUCGGACUGUCAGAUUUCCAGCAUCCUGACAGUGACGAGGAGACGGAGGAAGAGGCCAUCAGCAGAGUGAUGAAGCAGUUAUCAGAGGAAGCAGCUCUAGAUGAAGCCAGCGGCUACAACAUCCCACCAGAGACCAGCGGCCGGAUGAACAGAGAGACGGACACGUCCAGCAGGAACACAGCGCUCUCAGCGCCGCGCUCGAAAUCAAAGCCAGCAGCUGCGGUCUCACAGAUCCGCCGCUUAGACGAUGGAGACCGUGAUGAGGAUGAUGAUGAUGAUGAAGAGCUGGCGUGGUGCUGCAUCUGUAAUCAGGACGCUGUCAUACGCUGCCACACGUGCGAGCGGGAUCUGUUCUGCGCUCGCUGCUUCAGAGAAGGCCACGACAAAUACGACAGAAAAGAGCAUCGCACUUCCUCUUACACAGCUCCUAAGAAAGACAAGAAGAACGCCUGAAGCCUCCACCAUCAUUUCACUUCAGAAAAUAAGAAAAGAAUCAUAAAAUCUCCUCAAUGUUUCUGCAAACACAGCGGCCUUAGACUCGAGAUGCUUCAAAGCUUUUGUUAAACUCUUGAGAAAUGAUUGCUUCGGUAAGAUCUUUGUGAAACGACUGUCUGUAAAUAAAUAUAAAACCUCAAUAAAACGCUGGAGAACUAG
Carassius auratus (goldfish) is the source of this 1663-nucleotide messenger RNA. Its product is annotated as abscission/NoCut checkpoint regulator-like. Gene Ontology annotation, biological process: mitotic cytokinesis checkpoint signaling; abscission. Bases 140 to 1462 code for a protein of 440 amino acids. NCBI's taxonomy places the organism in Eukaryota, Metazoa, Chordata, Actinopteri, Cypriniformes, Cyprinidae. The record is from RefSeq and is a predicted model, not a curated record. The transcript has 11 exons. Gene Ontology annotation, molecular function: phosphatidylinositol-3-phosphate binding; metal ion binding. Gene Ontology annotation, cellular component: midbody; centrosome; cleavage furrow.